Molecule: messenger RNA, 1356 nt
Organism: Leishmania mexicana MHOM/GT/2001/U1103
Lineage: Eukaryota; Euglenozoa; Kinetoplastea; Trypanosomatida; Trypanosomatidae
Exons: 1
Coding region: 1-1356 (451 amino acids)
Biological process (GO): cleavage in ITS2 between 5.8S rRNA and LSU-rRNA of tricistronic rRNA transcript (SSU-rRNA, 5.8S rRNA, LSU-rRNA)
Cellular component (GO): nucleus
Molecular function (GO): polynucleotide 5'-hydroxyl-kinase activity
Source: RefSeq, a predicted model, not a curated record
AUGCCGCCAAAGAAACGUUCCUCGCGCCGUCUCACGCUGAACGCCGGUGAAGAGUACACCCUUAUCGGGGAUGGCGCCGUGCAAAUAACACUCCAGUCCGGUCUGCUGGAUGUGGCCGGGGUGAUGCUGGACGCAAACCGCCCCUAUACCUUUUACCUGCACACGGAUCGACAGACCAUCACGCUCUUCACGCUGGAGGGAGCGGCGUGUAUGCUGUCGAGUGACAACAGAGUAGACACCCAGCGAGGUGUGGCACGGGCGGGCAAGCUGGUGCAGAUGACGCGGCGCACUAUUCUCGCGGCGAAGCGCACAAAGGUGCUCGUCAUUGGUCGCUCCCGCAGUGGCAAGACGCUCGCAGCACAUACUCUGUGCAACCUGCUCAUGCGCUACGGCAAUGACAAGAAGAGCGUGUUCUUGAUGGACUUGAAUGCGGAGUCGAACUGCCUAUUCGCCCCAGGGUGCGUGUCUUGCAUCCAGGUCUCCGAGGCUCCUCUUUGGCCGGGGCUGACGGCGAGCCCGAAGCUUCUGCCGCUUUCCCUCUACACCGGCGCCGCCGUUCGCCCGUCUGCGAGCAACGUGAACUCGCUUCUGCACUACUACGACCAGCUGCAUGAAACAGUCAUGGGCUACAUUCAGGAACUAAGCGGGGCGGCGGCCGCCGCCCAGCAGCAGUCGCCGUCGCCGUAUGCGCCGUCCCUUAACGAGACUCAAUCGCACGUCGUCGUCGAUGCCCCUGCGCCGCUGGCAGACCUGCAGGAGGGUGUUUGGUACAAGAAGCUCAUUGAAGUACUCUGUCCGUCGCACGUGGUGAUCGUCAGCAGCCGCGAGGACGGCGAGGAGAGGUGGUCCACCUUUCUGCAGGAGGAUGUGCAGCGGGUGCUGCCAGAUUGUGAGUUUCUCUUCACCGACCCAGUUGCCCACCUGUGUGAGCGUUCGUCGAGUCGUGAGUUGUUGAGGGAGUACUUCACCGGCACCCCGUUCUAUUCCCUGGGCUGCUCUAAAGUGGUGGUGCCGCUCAAAUCACUGACGUUUGUGGAGGAGGCGGGGGAGGGCUUAGCGCCUGGCAGCGCUGACGGUGUCCUUAUGCGUGUGGUGCACCCCGACGCGUCGUUCCAAGCUCUCGUCUGUGCUCUUUCCCACGCGGAGCUUCUCGAGGAGGCGCCGUUGGCCCCGAUCGCUGGCCUGGUGACGAUUGUGUACGUCGAUGAGAAGAACGAGGAGGUGGCAAUGCUAAUCCCGGCCGCAGAGGAGCCGCUGCUGCGACGCUUGAUCAUUGUGCCGCAGUCUCGCUACCGCGACACGUUGAGGAUGACGAAUGCGCAAGUGACGACAAUGGAGGAGUACGUGGCAGUCUAA